AUGGCUUAUCGUCCAAAUGAUGGAUAUAAUUUAUCAUUAAAAGGAAAUUCAGUUCAACCAUCAGGAAAUAGUUCAUCACGUUCAACUAGUGCAAGAAGUCAUUCUCAAGCAAAACAACCCACAACAUCAGCAAGACCAGGAAGUGGUAAAGAACAUCGAAUAAAUUCGAAUAUAAGUAGUGCUCGACAAAGACGCAAUAGUAAUCAUGGUCAAAGACCUGCCUGGCUUACAUCACCGACACCUGAUGCUAAACAAUCUCCAUUAAUAUCAUCCAAUGCAUUUCGUGGGUCAAGUCCACAGCAUGAUGAUGUCGAUGCAUUUUUUACUGAUCGAGAACAACAGCAACAACAACAUCGACAAUCAUUUCAACAAAAACCUAAUGAUGAUGACUGGGAUGAUACACAUCGUUGGAUUGAUCAACUUCAUCAUAUAGAUUCUUCAUUUACUCCACAACAACAGCAACAACAACAACAACAACACAGUCGUGGUGUAGGUCCUGUAGGUAUUUCACGUGAUAGUCUUAAUGGAGGAACAAAUCUUCUUCAAUCAAGUCAUAAUCGACGUGGACAACAUAUGCCAGCAUCUCAGAUGGCUGGUAUAUCUCAAGCAACACCAAUUGAAGUUGAUUUAAAAGCUAAAAUGGCUUCAAUAACUAUUCAACGUUGGUAUCGAAAAAUUCAAAUGAGACGUAAAAUGGCUGAAGCAGCAUUGAAAAGAGUAUUAGAACAAAAGAAAGUUGAACAUUAUGCAUCAAUGGAACGAACAAAAGAAUUAGAAAAAUUAUCUUUACUAGAACAAAAAAGAGCUCGAGAUGAUAAACAACGUCAAGCACGAUUAACAACUCUUAAAGAAACACAACAACAACAGCAACAACUACAACAACAACAACGAAAAAAAUUACAAUAUGAAAAUCAUAAUAAACUCGAUGAACGUCGUCCAUCAACACCUAAUCAUCGACCAUCAUCAGCUAGACAACGAACAAAUCAUGGUCCAUCGCCACUUCCACCUUCACCACAUAUUGAUGAUAGAGUCACAUCUGAUAGUUCAAUUACAUCCAAAGUAACAUUAACUGAUGUUUAUGAAACAUUAAGAAAAUUAGAAGAAGUCGAACAAUUUCCUGUACAAUCUUCACCUGAAAACGAUUCCGCUUAUUUGAUUGAUUCAUCAACACCUCCACCUAUUGCCAAUGAAGUACCAUCUCAACCUCCAAGUCGUGUUGAUUCUAUUUUAUCUUAUUUGGAUGAAGCGAAUCAUAAUGAUAUUACUCUUGAAAGUGUUCGAUCUCAAAAAUCGACCGCACCUUCUACAGUUCGAUUUACAACUCCACCUCAAUCAUCUCGACAACAUCAACAACAACAACAACCAAAAAAAUUAGCACAAUCAGUCGCUGUACCACAAGUUCGAGCGUCACCAUCAGUCGAUCAACAAAUAAAGCAUCAAAAUAAAGUAACAACACCACAUAAGUCCUUAGCAGUUACUGUACAACCAAGAAAAUCACCAGAUGAAGAAUUUCAAUAUGAUGAUAAUGAUGAUCUUGAUCAUGAAGCAACACGUACAGCACAAGAUGUAACAGAAACAGUUCUACAAUUAAGAAUGGAUAAUGAAGAAAAACAACGACAAUUGAUGAUUUCUCAGCAAAGAUUGAACCAACAACGUGAAUUAAAUAUUCGACAUGCAAAAGAAUCUGAACGUGAAUUAGAACAUCGUUUACAAUUACAAAAAGAUGAUUAUGAAAGCACCAUUCAACGUCAUUUAUCAUUUAUUGAUCAGUUAAUUGAUGAUAAAAAGAAAUUAUCCGAGCGCUGUGAACGUUUAGUUACUGAAUUAAAAACUAUUGAUAAAAAAUCUAGUGAUCGUUUAAAAAAUAUGGAAGAAUCACAUCGUAUUGAAUUACAAAAAUUAAAAGAUGUUCAUGAAGCAGCAGAAAAAUUACGACGUGAACGUUGGAUUGACGAAAAAACAAAAAAAAUUAAAGAAUUAACUGUUCGUGGUUUAGAACCUGAAAUACAAAAAUUAAUUGGUAAACAUAAAGCUGAAUUAGCUAAAAUGAAAACAGUUCAUGAAGCUGAAUUAUUAGCUGCUGAUGAACGUGCAGCUCAACGUUAUGUUCGUAUGACAGAAGAUUUACGUGAUCAAUUAGAACGUGAAAAAGAAUCAGCUAUUGCUCGUGAACGUGAUUCAGCACGAGAAAAAUAUGAGAAAGCUAUACGUGAUGAAGAAAAAUCAUUUGUUGAACAACGUCGAAGACUUUAUACAGAAAUCGAAGAUGAAAAAAAUCGACAAGCAGAAUUAGCAACUAGACAACGUGCUGAUCUUGAUAAACUUCGACGUGAUAUUGAAGAAAAUCAUCGAACAGCUGCUGAUGCUGCUAAACGUGAAUAUGAAGCUAUACGUUUAGAAGCAGAACGACGACAUGCAAGUGAAAUACAUGAAUUAAAAGAAAAAUUAGCAUUAGAAAAACAAAGUUGGGAAGAAAAUUAUAUGAAAAAACAAGAAACAUCGUUAGCUACGAAAGAACGUGAAUUAAGAGAACAAAUGAGACGUGAACGUGAUAGAGAAAUUGAAAAAAUUAUUUCACAAUUCGACUCAGAUACAUCAAUGACUAAAGAAGAAGCUGAACGUACAGCAGAAAAUCGUGUCAAACGUAUUCGAGAUAAAUAUGAAGCAGAAUUUCGAGAACUUGAACAUUCAGAAAAACAAACAAAAGAACGAUAUAAUCAAAUGAAAGCACAAUUAACAGAAACUGAUGGUGAAAAUGAACGAUUACAAGUUAUACUUAGACAAAAAGAAACAGAAAUUAAUGAUAUUAAAAAGAUAACUGAAACAUUACAAAAAGAACGUGAACGUUUAUCGGAUAUAAUUCGACAAGAAUUUGCUGAUCGACUUGUAUUAACUGAAGAAGAAAAUCGUCGUAUUAAAGGUGAUAUGGCAGAAUUACGUGCUCGACAACAAAUAGAAUUGGAUAAGAAAAAAGAAGAGAUUGAUUUAUUACAAAGAGAUAAAGAAAAAGAAUUGGAAACUGUACAUGAAAAAAUUAAACAAGCAAUUAGUAAAAAAGAUGAACAAGUACAAACAUUACGUACUCAAUUUGAUGCAGCAGUUAAACGAGCUGAUCAUCUUGAAGGUUUAUUAGCACAACAAAGAAAAUUAAUUGCUACGACACCUUCUAAUAGCAAUAAUACACCGAAAAAGACACAACCAUCCUAA
Adineta steineri is the source of this 3207-nucleotide messenger RNA. Lineage: Eukaryota; Metazoa; Rotifera; Eurotatoria; Adinetida; Adinetidae. The record is from the annotation of a GenBank genome assembly.